Messenger RNA from Porites lobata, 1555 nucleotides. Lineage: Eukaryota; Metazoa; Cnidaria; Anthozoa; Scleractinia; Poritidae. The record is from the annotation of a GenBank genome assembly.
AUGUAUAAAUGCGGGAUUGGAAAGCUAUCUGGUACAGAGUGCGGUUCAGUUACUGUGAAGGAUACAGUAAUUAACGAAUAUCAAGCGUUAAGUGAUUGUCAGCGCGAUAUUAUGGGUCACUUGGAAAUGUUGAAAAUGCGUGGAGAGGACGUGUUGUCUGAGAAAGAGUUGAUUUUACUGAGAGCAGGUGAGAACAUUUUGAUAUCCCUUACAUCUGUCAUUGAAGGGAUGUUCAUGGUCGACUUAAAUUUGUAUUAGGAGUAUUUUCGGGAACCGCUGAAGUAGACUUCAUGGUGUGUCCGAAACAUCGAGAUACCUUUGGUAUAAAAUGGAGAGGGCGUAAGGAGAUUUGCCAGGUACCGGAGGGGGUCGCAUCUCACCGCUCAAAAAAUCACACGGGUGAUCGCACUAUCAGUAGGAAGCUGUCAGAGGAAAUCUUCAACAGGACUGGAUCACUUAUACCCAUCGGCUCAGGUAUUCAACUGUAUUAUUUUUCUUUAUUAGAAAUGUUGCACUAACUACCGUAUUCACUAACAAAGCCCUUCUCGAAUGUUAUCUUUCUUUAAGCAAUCUGUCGGCAGUGUCGUGAAAAGCUGAACACAAGCAUCACAACACAUCAAAAGAAUUCACAAGAGGUGAGGGAAAAUAGUGAACGUAAUGACUGUAGUUGUUUCCUUAUGGCUGUUAAGCCGACUGAUCCUUCUUUUUUCGUAUUUUGUCCUCUCCUCAACACCUAUAGAGCCGCAGGCAACUAUUGUGUUGGGUAGCCUGUGGCGAUAAGCUAGUAAUGGGGCAGACUCGUACCCAGUCGUUGUGUUAGGCGUGGACAAAUCAAGGGACAGGGCAGAAAAAAACGAGAGAGGGCAUCGCCCUGGCCAAUUUUGUGAAAGAAUAGUUAUAAUGAUAGUGAUUAUGAUAAUGGUACUAAUGAUGAUAACAAUAUAAACAAUAGUAAAAAUUAUUUAUAAAGACAUUACACGUUUCAAGAGAGAAAGAAAUAAGAGGUAAUAGCUUUACUCCUAAAGAAGGGCCUACAAAACGACACCCAAACUUUGUAAAGAAUGCCGAAUGAAGACAGUUGUCGUAUAACCCACGGAAGAGGUUGUUAUGCCAUUGUCUGCUAGCACUUGUGUGAGUUUACAUUAUGUUUUCAUUUUUAACGUAGGCCACUGAGAGCGUUUCUAGAGCCAGUAAGGUAAGCUUCCCAGGAUUUAAUCAAGAAGAGGGAAUAGAAAAGAUUUCACGAGAUCUUGAGCGUUUGGCCUUUAGCCCUGACAGCAGUCUAUUCCAGCCUUCCUCGUCCCAGGAGGAGACGCAGUCCACAACAUCAACACUUGAUGACAGCAUCAGCCAAGCCACGUGUGCGCAAUACCUUAAACCUCCAGAUAACACUGACGAAGGUAAGGUAGCCGCAUUGCAAUGGUUUGUGGAUGAGUGCAGUAUUGGGCCUCUUGGGUCUAUUAUGAAGCGUCCAUGGACUGAUGCCACCUCGAAAACACGUGAAUGCUACAUCCGUAAAGCUAGUACAAUUAUCUCAGAGGUCUUAAAAUUGUAG